This is a messenger RNA of Drosophila suzukii, 1409 nucleotides long. RefSeq lists its product as uncharacterized. Lineage: Eukaryota; Metazoa; Arthropoda; Insecta; Diptera; Drosophilidae. The record is from RefSeq and is a predicted model, not a curated record.
CUCUAUGAAGAAUCAUACUCUUUGGUAUAAUAUUCAAUACCAACUGAAAAUGAAAACAGUUUAAAAUCAACAGCCGUAGAGUCGUGAUAGUGAUACUGGAUUAACAAAAAAUGAGUAACGAUCAAUAUAACCCAGUCCUAGCGCGAAAGAAUCGGACGGAUUUGUUUAGUACAGAAGAGUGUAAAGAGAUACUAGCAAAUUUAUUAACCGAUAAGAACGAGCAUGGGCUUUUAGUAAAUUGUGAUGUAGUUCCAGCCACAGAACAUGUGGGAUUUCUUGGUGAAUACUUUCACUUGUAUCUGAGAUAUCAAUUGGAGAAUCAGAAAGACGUACAAACUUCUCGACUGUUUGUCAAGUCCGUGAUCUUCCAAAAUGCUAAUAUGGAAUUCUAUAUGGAGAAAAUGGGUCUUAUUAAGAAGGAGAGUAAGCUGUACGAAUUGCUGAACGAUCUAAAGAAAUUUUCUCCCCAUAUUUGGUGUGCCAAGUGCUAUUUCACCCGCAAAGAUCUGUUUGUAAUGCAAAAUGUGGAGGAUAUGGGCUAUGUGGCCCUACCUUCAGGAACUCGCUUUCUAAGUGAGAAUCAGUUGGGACCCAUUUUAAAAUCUUUGGCCACUUUGCACGCCAGUAGUAUUGCCUACGAGAAACAGGAGGGGAAAUCCAUAGGAGUGGAGUUUAGAGAGGUGCUUUAUGAAGUCUCUGUUCAUCCUGAUGUUGAUUGGUAUACCACGGGCUUACGAGCUGUCCUGGCAGUGGCUGCCACCCAUCCGGAUGUCUUAAAUGAUGCCGAAGCCCAAGAGUUUAUAGCAUCCAAGUUGCCAAGAUACCUGGACAGGGUUUACUUUAUGGUUAAUCCGUCACCAAUUCAUAGGAACGUCUUUGUCCACCGAGACGCCUGGGGUGCAAAUGUUUUUUAUCACCUGGAGCAGCCUCUGGAGAAAAGAUCUGUUCUGGUGGACUUUCAACUUUGUCGCUAUUCCCCACCAGCCAUAGACUUUCACCUGGUCAGUUAUUUAAAUUUGGAACCUUCAAGUCGAAAAAAGAUAAUUGAGAGUCUGACUCAAACAUAUUACAACGCAUUGGCUGGGGAGCUACGAGAAACGGGUAUUGAUCCCAAUCAGGAACAACUUAGUAAACAAGAAUUCGAGCAAUCUCUGAAAGACUUUGCUUUGUUUGGAGCGAUAUACAAUUGCUUGGCGGCAACUAUUCUCCGUUUACCUGAUAAUUAUCUGAAAAACCUAAAGGAUGAACGCCCCGAGGAUUUUCAUCGAUUUUGCAAUGUGGACCGCACGAAAGAUGUUCUCCGUUUGAUGAAAGAUCAUUCCGAGUUUGCUGAUUAUAUGUACGAAUGUGUGGGGGAUUUGCUGGCCCUGACAUAUCAUAAACAAAACUGAUUAAACGACAUUGUAGCA